UUCAGCUGCAGCGCCAAACGCAGAUGGGUCAAAUACCGGACGAAAGCAGAUCCCGGGAAAUGACGCGUUAGGGGACGGUGUGACUAGUGCACCAGUGGACAUGGCGCCGAAACCGUACGAGGAUCUAUUUAUUGAGCCUGCCGGUGACUAUGAUGUCGUCUACGGUGACUACAAUACCACGUUCGUUUACUCUUGCAUUUUUCAGAAUUAG
Molecule: messenger RNA, 211 nt
Organism: Gongylonema pulchrum
Lineage: Eukaryota; Metazoa; Nematoda; Chromadorea; Rhabditida; Gongylonematidae
Source: the annotation of a GenBank genome assembly